GCGCUGGGGCCCCGCGGCUGCCGCGGGCGAUGGCGCUGCCGCCGCUCCCGUCCCUGCCCCUGACCCUGCCCGCAGCCGCGCUGGCGCUAGCGACCCUUGCCGCCUUCCUCCUCGUCCUGAUUUGUGUAAUCGCUCAUGUAACUGCCAAAACAAUGCCACACGAAGAUGCAAAAGGCUCUGCGCCAAACAUACAUGAUCCUGCUACAAGAGGACUCUCUGUCGUUGUGCCUUCAUACAAUGAGGAAAACCGGUUACCACUUAUGAUGGAUGAAGCUUUGGAUUAUCUAGAAAAAAGACAGAAACAAGAUCCUUCAUUCACUUAUGAAGUGAUAGUGGUUAAUGAUGGCAGUAAAGAUCAAACUGCGAAGGUUGCAAAGGAGUACUGCAAGAAAUAUGGAAGUGACAAAGUGCGAGUGAUAACUUUGGAAAAAAAUCGAGGGAAAGGGGGAGCAGUCAGGACGGGUGUCUUUAGUUCUCGGGGGAAGAUGAUUCUUAUGGCUGAUGCAGAUGGAGCUACAAAAUUUGCAGAUAUUGAGAAAGUAGAAGAAGGUCUAAAGAGUCUCCAGCCAUGGCCUGAAGGGAUGGCUGUUUCCUGUGGUUCUAGAGCUCAUCUGGAGAAGGACUCAAUAGCAAAGCGCUCUUACUUUCGAACUCUCCUCAUGUAUGGGUUCCAUUUCCUGGUGUGGUUUCUCUGUGUCAAAGAGAUCCGGGACACACAGUGUGGAUUUAAACUUCUAACCAGGGAAGCUGCCUUGCAGACUUUCUCAAAUCUUCACAUAGAACGCUGGGCUUUUGACGUGGAACUUCUUUAUAUAGCCCAGCGCUUGAAAAUACCUAUAGCAGAAGUUGCUGUCAACUGGACUGAAAUAGAAGGUUCUAAGUUAGUUCCCUUUUGGAGCUGGCUGCAGAUGGGCAGGGAUCUUCUUUUUAUACGACUACGAUAUAUGACUGGUGCCUGGAAGCUUGAAGCAAAAAAACAUAAUUAGGUUAUUUACAUUUUCCAAAUAUAUUAUUAUGCUUAAUGGAACACAAGAACAGUUUCAAUCAAAUGAAGUGGUGGUGAAAGCUGAGGUAAUUCUUCAUUGCUCCUCUGUAUAUUUCGUUUUUGCAGCAUGUAUGUGUUUUAUAAGAUUGUCAGCAGAGAAUUUCUACAUUUUGAAAAAAGAAAGCAUUUCCAAAAAGAUUUUCUUAUGUGGUAAUCAGGUUUUUAUUUUAUUAAAUAGUAGCUUUAACAUUUCUUAAAAAUUCAUUCAAAUAAAUAUAUCUGCUUUUGUCUCAUCA
Molecule: messenger RNA, 1281 nt
Organism: Onychostruthus taczanowskii (white-rumped snowfinch)
Lineage: Eukaryota; Metazoa; Chordata; Aves; Passeriformes; Passeridae
Gene: ALG5
Product: ALG5 dolichyl-phosphate beta-glucosyltransferase
Exons: 10
Coding region: 30-986 (318 amino acids)
Cellular component (GO): endoplasmic reticulum membrane
Source: RefSeq, a predicted model, not a curated record